Messenger RNA from Brassica napus (rape), 1659 nucleotides. Its product is annotated as peroxidase 15. Gene Ontology annotation, molecular function: heme binding; peroxidase activity. The transcript is spliced from 4 exons. Gene Ontology annotation, biological process: hydrogen peroxide catabolic process; response to oxidative stress. Bases 516 to 1526 code for a protein of 336 amino acids. The record is from RefSeq and is a predicted model, not a curated record. NCBI's taxonomy places the organism in Eukaryota, Viridiplantae, Streptophyta, Magnoliopsida, Brassicales, Brassicaceae.
AGACAAGGAGAGAUCUGGACAUAGAAUUGGAUCGGUUCAUCGGGGAUCUCCAACGGCUUGGCUCCAGCCUUCAGCAAACGGCGAACACCAAGGAGAGAGAGAGAGAGAGACGCAGGCGAGAGAGAAGGAGAGAGAAGAAAAGAGAAACCUUGACGGCUAGGGUUUUCAGAUCUCUCUGGAACUCUGCAAGGCUUCGCUCUGAUUUCUAAUGGGAGAGAAGAGAAUGAGGAGGCUCCUUUUUAUAGGAAAAGAAGAGGAACCCCUAGGGUUUACUACACGGGCCAGAAAAGAAAGAUAAAAGCUAAUGGGCUUUGGUCUAAAUCAAGUUAAUAAUCAAGAAAAACAAAACCAUUCCGGUUUGAUAGAACCGGGAUGUGACAAUCUCCAUGACACUUAACAUUUCCACGAACUCUCUUGCCUACUAUAAAUACAUUGGAUUCUUCUUCUUCUCCUCCAUAUCUCUUAUCACGACAAAGUCAACUCACUUAAUCUUCUUGCUCGAGUUGAAAUAGACGAUGGCAACAACGAGAACCUUUCUAGUUCUUUUCUCUCUCGCUUGUUCUCUUACUCUCUGCAUCUGCGACGACGAGAGUAACUAUGGCGGCGGUGAAGGGAAUCUUUUCCCAGGUUUCUAUAGAAGCUCAUGCCCUAAAGCCGAGGAGAUCGUGAGGUCAGUUGUAGCUCAAGCUGUUGCAAAAGAGGCUCGUAUGGCUGCUUCUCUCAUGAGGCUUCAUUUCCACGACUGUUUUGUUCAGGGCUGUGAUGGCUCGUUGCUUCUAGACAGCAGUGGAAGUAUAGUUACUGAGAAAGGCUCUAACCCUAAUAGCAACUCGGCUCGCGGGUUUGAUGUUGUUGACCAGAUCAAAGCUGCAUUGGAGAAUGAAUGCCCUGGAACUGUUUCUUGUGCUGACUUGUUAACCCUAGCUGCUAGGGACUCCUCUGUUCUUACUGGUGGACCAACCUGGAUGGUUCCUUUGGGAAGAAGAGAUUCGAGAAGUGCAAGCUUGAGUAGCUCAAACAACAACAUUCCUGCACCCAACAACACUUUCAACACAAUUCUCUCGAGGUUUAAUAAUCAAGGUCUCGAUCUCACCGACCUUGUUGCCCUGUCUGGGAGUCACACCAUCGGCUUCUCAAGAUGCACGAGUUUCAGACAAAGACUUUACAACCAGUCCGGAAAUGGAAGUCCCGACAUAACCUUAGAGCAGUCCUAUGCUACUAACUUGCGCCAGAGGUGUCCGCCAUCAGGUGGAGACCAAAACCUGUCGGAGCUUGACAUCAACAGUGCCGGAAAGUUUGAUAACAGCUACUUCAAGAACUUGAUCGAGAACAUGGGACUUUUGAAUUCUGACCAGGUCUUAUUCUCUAGCAACGAGGAAUCUAGCGAGCUUGUGAAGACAUAUGCAGAGGAUCAGGAAGAGUUCUUCGAGCAGUUCGCAGAAUCAAUGAUCAAGAUGGGGAAUCUCUCUCCCUUGACAGGUUCGAGUGAUGAGAUCAGGAAGAAUUGCAGGAAGAUUAACUCUUGAUUUUGUGUGUGCUAUGGAAUGUGAGAAAAAGAAAUGAAACAUGUUUUCCGGGGGGUUUAUGUUUGUGUGUUUUUUUGUCUUUUUGUAUGUUUUACUAUUUGAAAGUUGAAUGAAGAAACCUUUAUAAUUUAGU